Molecule: messenger RNA, 5985 nt
Organism: Nannospalax galili (Upper Galilee mountains blind mole rat)
Lineage: Eukaryota; Metazoa; Chordata; Mammalia; Rodentia; Spalacidae
Gene: Panx1
Product: pannexin 1
Exons: 5
Coding region: 18-1721 (567 amino acids)
Biological process (GO): positive regulation of interleukin-1 production; monoatomic cation transport
Molecular function (GO): channel activity
Source: RefSeq, a predicted model, not a curated record
GGCCGCGGGGUGUGGCGAUGCGCACCGGGUCCUGUAGGGUCGCCGUGCGGCCGCGCCCACCCUGCAGCGUCAGCGCGCUUCCGGAAGCCGCUCGCCCCUGGGAACCGGGUUCCAGGAAAGGUUCCGGAAGAGCUGCGCGCGGCGAGCUGAGCGCCGACCCGCGGGGCGGCCGUGGUCGCCGACGCGCGCUUUGUUCCCGCCGCUCGUCGCCCCGCGAGCGAAGAGGCCGGAGCCCGGUGCAGCGCCCGGGGAGUCGCGGGCCGAGCGCACGCCGCCGUCUGCGGCCCCAGCACCGGGUCCGGGUGCCCUUCGGGGCCCGCGGCCGAGGAUGCGGGGGACCCCGCGCAGGGAAAGCGGAAGUCGCGCGCCCGGGCGCUGACCGCGAGGACUCUGCACCUCGGCCCGGCUGCGCGCGCUCCUGCCCUCGGCCGCCCGGACCCGGCGCGAUGGCCAUCGCCCACCUGGCCACCGAGUACGUGUUCUCAGACUUCCUGCUGAAGGAACCCACCGAGCCCAAGUUCAAGGGGCUGCGGCUGGAGCUGGCGGUGGACAAGAUGGUCACGUGCAUCGCUGUGGGGCUGCCUCUGCUGCUCAUCUCGCUGGCCUUCGCGCAGGAGAUCUCAAUCGGAACCCAGUUAAGCUGCUUCUCCCCAAGUUCCUUCUCCUGGCGCCAGGCCUCCUUCGUGGAUUCCUACUGCUGGGCCGCAGUGCAGCAGAAGAGCUCGCUGCAGAGUGAGGCUGGAAACCUCCCGCUGUGGCUGCACAAGUUCUUUCCCUACAUCCUCCUGCUGUUCGCCAUCCUCCUGUACCUGCCCCCACUGUUUUGGCGCUUUGCGGCAGCUCCUCACCUCUGCUCAGACUUGAAGUUCAUCAUGGAAGAACUUGACAAAGUCUAUAACCGAGCCAUCAAAGCUGCCAAGAGCGCACGAGACAUGGACCUGAGGGACGGAGUUGGACCACCUACAGUGAAUGAGAACGUGGGGCAGAGUCUGUGGGAAAUAUCUGAGAGCCACUUCAAGUAUCCAAUCGUGGAGCAGUACUUGAAGACAAAGAAGAGCUCUGGCCAUUUGAUCAUGAAGUACAUCAGCUGUCGCGUGCUGACGUUCACAAUCCUACUGCUGGCGUGUGUUUACCUCAGCUAUUACUUCAGCCUGUCCUCCCUCUCAGACGAAUUCGUGUGCAGCAUCAAGUCUGGGGUCCUGAAGAACGACAGCAGCAUUCCUGACCGGUUCCAGUGCAAGCUCAUCGCGGUGGGAAUCUUCCAGCUGCUCAGCUUCAUCAACCUCGUGAUGUAUGCUCUGCUGGUCCCUGUGGUUGUGUACACGCUGUUUGUCCCCUUCCGGCAAAAGACAGAUGUCCUCAAAGUCUAUGAAAUCCUGCCCACCUUUGAUGUUCUGCAUUUCAAAUCUGAAGGGUACAACGACUUGAGCCUCUACAACCUUUUCUUAGAGGAGAACGUAAGCGAACUCAAGUCAUACAAGUGUCUCAAGGUGCUGGAGAGCAUUAAAAGCAGUGGGCAGGGGCUCGAUCCCAUGCUGCUCCUGACUAACCUUGGCAUGAUCAAGAUGGACGUCAUCGAUGGAAAAAGUCCCAUGUCGGUAGAGGCCAAGGGAGAGGGCCAGGGGAGCCGGGCAGCAGAGCUCAAAGAUCCGGACAUGCACAGUGAAACUAUUAACACAGAAAAGAACGCUCGGCAGAGACUUCUCAAUUCUUCUUGCUGAUGGCUUCACCCUUGAAUUUCCAGCCCGUGACUUCGGUGGCAGAGGAUUCAUUUUGGCUGAAGCGCCUCUGUUGGGUUUGUAGCUAGCCUGCAGUAAAUUGUUUUAGGUAGAGAUACAGCACGUGUCUUACUGAAUCCCUAGUGGACAUCCUAGGCAGCAAAUGUCAAGGAAGGAUGGUUUAUGCACUUCCCACAAGAUGCAAUACCGAGGUCAGUAAGCCUCCUUUGUGGAAGUCCUCAUUAAAGGGCUGAUAGGAGCACAGAGCCUUCUCCUCCUGCCUUGGAGAAACACCAUUCUGAGCCAGUAGUGCUGCCUGCAAACCCACCUAACCAGGUCGAGUCUGAAGUGUACCAGGUCAUACCAUGUGACUUCUGGGACGAAGGCCCAGUGCGGAAAUCUGAGUGUAGAGCUUCUCGAUCAAUCUUAUCAGAGACAUUUGGAACAGGACAAGAUUUAUUGAAGCACAUCAACAGAACAUGGGAAUUCUUACAGCAAGGGGUGCUUUGCCCAGUGGUGUGGAACACAUGGAUAACAUACAGGUGACAUGUUUGGAUCCUCAUCCUAGCUGUUGAUUCUCUUUACACUUUAGCACAGCUUUUUAAAUUACGUUUUAAUUUAUAUAAUUGAUGUCAUUUAAGAAGAACAUUGUAGCAUUGUUAGGAAUUAAAUAAUAAAUUAUAUAAGUGAGUGGUUAAGAGAAAUACAAACGUUGUUUUAUGAACAGUUUUAUCGUUUUGUUGUGUUGUGUUGUGUUGUGUUGUGUUGUGUUUUGUGAGUCCCACUCUGUGGUCCAGACUGGCCUCAGCCUCAGACGCUGAAACCUUCUUCGUCAGCCUCCCAAGUCCUGGGAUUACAGACAUGAACACCAUGCCUGGCUUUAUAAACGUGUGCUGACUCAGAGGGUGUUAGAACUGUUCAUGUGCUGUGUAAAUGUACUACUGCAUGUUCAUGAUGUAAAGCCCUCGACUGUGGACCUUCUCGUUUUUAACACGUUUAAGUGAAAAUCUCCGGGAGCCUGACACGUACUUCAUUAGAGACAACUGUCUACCUAGUCUUGCUGCUUUUUGGUGCAGAAGCAGUUUUAUAAGCUGAGGUUUGCCUUUUGUAAUAUACAGAAAAGCAGAUUUUCUUUGUAUCUGUGGCAGUUUCUGAGUUGGAAAACUCAAUGCAAUCAGAGCAUCAGAUGACGCUGUCCACGAUGUUUAUUACUGUUGGAUUACAUUGUGACUGAGAAGAGGUGAUGACCUAAGACACCAAUUUUGUUCGUUUUGUGUUGCCAUGUCUGAGACGCUCCGUUCCUGUUCUCUACGGUGCUUUCUUCUUCCUUUUUUUUUUUUAACUUGAAAAGAUUUUUAAAAUAUUUUUCUAGGAUAUGGAUUUUUUUUCCCAAAAGCUACAUCUUUCUUAUGGAAUACUCGUAAUUUUGAAGUGGUAAAAACUGGUAUUAUUUAUAAGAUGAGAAAUUUUCCCAGCCCAACCAUGUGUAAUUCUUCUGUCCAACUCGGAGCUUGAGGUCCUUGGCGGCUGUCCUGCUUCACCCUCCCCUUCCCAUUCUGAUCUCAGCAGGCCCCCACAUCCCAGGCACGGUGAGAGGGCUAGGAGGGUCCUGUGUCAUAUCGAAGGACUUCAGAGCCUGGUGACAGGCAGCAGAGACAUAGGUAGAGAAGAUGGAGUACCCACAGUAAAGACAGGCAGUCCUCUGUGGUGUGGGAGCACUGUAUCCUUUCUUCCCAGCCCCUGCCCUCGAUUCCAUGGCUCAUGGUUUUGGAGACCUAGUUGUGAUUUUUCUAGAUGACCUUCUGAAGCUUCUUCAGCCAAAAUCCUCUCUAGAUUGACGUUUGGGUAAAACAGUAGCUGAUUUUGAACAGUCAGGAGUUCCAGUUGCUUUUCACACUUCCCUUGCAGGCACAGGGAGAAGCCUGUGGACACAUGGAACUGCUGAUGAGCAGUGGCUACAGCUCCAAGGGGCUGGUCCGGAUACCCAGCGGUACGCUGGUCUGGAGAGUUAAUUCUCCUGUCUACUGACUGGCCAGCUUAGGACUGUUCUUGAGUUUCUAAGUAUGGUAGGAAUGCUUUUGUAAGCAUUGCUUUAUUACAGGCAUGCACAGGUCCUAAAAUGACCACUCUGGGGUCACUGGCCUUGUUUCCAGGCUCCUCGUAAAGGCAUCAGAACCAGACUUCCUCAGCAGCAUGGCAGCCAGACUGCGGAUCAUCCUAGAAGCAGUGUUCUGCAAUAUGUGAUUUUACCAGGGGACACGGAGGCUUCCAGUGCAGUUUCUUCAAGUUGAGGGGUAUUUUAAGCCACAGACAGACUCCUCAGACAGACACACAUCACUUCAGGUGUAUGGUAGAGCUUGCUGUGUACAGCCCGUGCUUGCUGGAGAGCAUGCCCUGUGCCUAGUGGGGCCACCCAGCCCUUGGGAAAAUUUCUGGCCUGAGACUGGAGUGUACAUGUUUGCUUAAUUAAUUCUAUCUGCACACUUUUGAGAAAACUCUGCCUAUUUAUUAUUUGUCUUCGUUUUUCUAGACGCAACAAGGUCAAUAACAGACUCGAACCUGGAGUGACCAAGCAGCCAGCAUUGAUAGCUGAUUUUCCUGAGUCUUCCUCAUUCAGAUGUUGUCCCUGCUCUGCCCCUCUAGAGCGUGGGGACAUUGGGCAUAGGUCACUACUUAUAAAAUAUCACCCAGCCUUAUAGAGGCACUGUCAGGAGACUAGAAACACCACCUGUUUGGUGGGUCUGGUUUGCAUGUAUGCUUCAUGUGUGUGAACACCUGUUACAACACACCCUCUCCCACCUAGUGUCUAGCUAUGAAAGGUGAUGUGUUCCUGCAUGGUUCCUUCUGGUUGUACUGGGCCAGUAUAAAUAGAAGAUCUACAAAGGUCAGAGUUGACUCAUUGCUGUGUCACCAAGUUGGAAAACAGUGCCUGACAUACGCCAGGCACUCAUAAACACCUUGGUGAAUAAACAGGUGAAAUGGUAGGAGAAAUCCUAGUUUGUUGGCACUACGAUUUGAUUUUAAAAGGCCUGUGGAGCUCCGCAGGGGGGACGGAGGAAGAAGGUUAAUUUGUCCUCUAGGUAGAGGAGAACGGUUCUGCAGAGGAACACCCUUCCACUGUAAACACUGACGGUCUUAGCUUUUGAUUGUGGAGUGAGUCAUGACCACUUUCCAAGUUCAAGAUUGUCUUGCAGUGACUAGGGAGAUGGAAGUUUUAAUCCAUAAUUAUCCAGAAUAAACCUCUUAAAGGAGCUGUGGGUUGAGAUGUACAAUUACCAGUAAUUGAGGUUUUUAUCUGCAGGCACUGAGACAGACAGCUCUUUUAGAACGAGAGGUCAUUGGUAUUUCGGCCCUUACUUCUCACAAGUACAGUGAAACUUCUUUUAGAAAGAUCGACAGAGAUGCUAUUGUCAUAUGUGGAGUACAGUAGAUACUAAUUCGUGGUUGGUUUUCCUGCCUGCGUUAAAUUAGAUGUAUUGUGUUUCUGGAUCCCUUUUUAGCUGUAAAAUACUUUGUCACUGAAACAUGUAGUUUUUGAUUGGUGAGUGUUCCUUGGGUUCCUGAAAGUUAUAGAUGUUUCUUGUGUCUUGAGGUACCUUUCUUCCCUGCCCAACCACAGGAGAAAAAUCUUGGUUGGGUGCUGCAGGGGGACAAGCAUUCACUGUAAAGACUGACACAGUCAGCUCCUUGUUUAACAAGCUGGUUUUUUAAAAGCAGCAUAACUGCAGUUUGGUGGAAUUCAAUAGUGAUGCUCUGUGUAUAACCUAAAUUCUUUCUAAUGACUAAGAUUCUCCCAAACUUUUAAAGAAAACUACAUAAUUGUUCUUGCUGUGUCGUUUGGUAAGAAUGCUCGAACAGAUGAAGAAUGACUAAAAAUUCAGAUCAUCCUUAGCUUUUAUUCCACAAAGGCCCAAAGAUCUGACCAAGUGGUGGUGGCGGACCAAGAAGGUGAGAGCGCCACGUGUGCUGGCUGCACUUCAGCUGGACUUCGUUUCCUGUAGAACUCACUUGUCCACACUCCGCAUUCUGUUCAUGCUGAUGUCCAUCUGAAGAGAGCUGACCGGCUCACAGUCCAGGCUGCUGGAGACGAAGGGGAAAAGGUGUUUCACCCCUUGCUGUGAUGUCCCCAAAUAAAAUGUAGUUCUAAGUGAUACAAAGUGUCAUGCAAUUUCUUGCGUUCUCUUUAGAAGAAUCAUUUCACAGACGAUGCAGUAGACGGUGAGUCUUAAAUACUUUGGGUUUGUCCCUCCCUGUAGAAUUCGGGCGG